UUCUGUGGUUUUACAAUAGAAAAUAAACUGUUAACCGAUUCAGGAACCUUGGAAGUUUUAAAAGUUUGCUGUUUUUAGGAUUUUUUAUUAACGAAGAUGAAUCGUGAAAAACUAGAGGAUCUUCAGAGAAAUAUAUAUUAUUCUGAUAAAUAUUACGAUGAUGAGUAUGAAUACAGGCAUGUAGUUUUACCGAAAGAAAUGGUCAAAUUAGUUCCUAAAACGCAUUUGAUGUCUGAGGAUGAAUGGAGAAGUAUAGGUGUCCAACAGAGUAAAGGUUGGGUACAUUACAUGAUGCAUACACCAGAACCCCAUAUUUUAUUAUUCAAAAGACAGAUAACAUCACCACCACCAAAAGAAGAGGAUUAGUGCUUAUGUGAUAACUCUUUGUACAUUUGUUUAUAUGUUAAGUUUUUUGUCAUGGGAAUGCGUUUCAUUAUGGAAAAAUCAUCUGUACUGGCUGUAAUGAGUUAAAUGCAAAAUGCGUUCUGCUGUGUUGAAUAUUUUCACAUUUAUAUGAAAACAUUUUAUUCUUUUAGUAAAUAAAAUUUUUAAAUUA
Harmonia axyridis is the source of this 556-nucleotide messenger RNA. It is a transcript of the gene Cks30A, whose product is annotated as cyclin-dependent kinases regulatory subunit. The transcript has 3 exons. Gene Ontology annotation, biological process: regulation of mitotic cell cycle. Gene Ontology annotation, cellular component: cyclin-dependent protein kinase holoenzyme complex; SCF ubiquitin ligase complex. Gene Ontology annotation, molecular function: cyclin-dependent protein serine/threonine kinase activator activity; protein kinase binding; ubiquitin binding. Bases 97 to 366 code for a protein of 89 amino acids. Lineage: Eukaryota; Metazoa; Arthropoda; Insecta; Coleoptera; Coccinellidae. The record is from RefSeq and is a predicted model, not a curated record.